AACUUGCCGCUAUAAUUUAGUUAUGGUUUUGGCAAAUGAAAACAAUAACAAACUACUGUCCACGUAGUAUACAUCAAGAAGGAAUGCCACACUACACUCUGAACAAUUUGUAACGGUUAAAAACGUGUGGUAUUGAAACAUUAUUAAUGCAGUGGAAGGUAUUAUUUAUGGUUGGUGUCUUUGUACCCUUGGUAUUUUCUGUGACUCGAAGACUUCUCUCCAGCAUGGCUUCUUCCUCUUCAUAUGUUUCAGGGACUCACUCCAUGGCAUUUGUUACUGCACCAAAUACAGAAGUUGCCAAGAAAAUUGCUGGGGGCCUUGUUAAAAACAAGUUGGCAGCUUGUGUUAAUAUCAUCCCAAACAUUGUAUCUGUAUAUGAAUGGAAGGAAGAAAUUAAUGAGGAUCCUGAGGUUUUAAUGAUGAUCAAGACAAGAACAUCUAGAUUAGAAGAGCUGACAAAAUUUGUAAAAGAAAAUCACCCAUAUGAUGUGUGUGAAGUUAUAUCAAGUCCUAUUGCACAAGGUAAUCAGCCAUAUCUUGACUGGAUUAGUGAAAUUGUACCAGAGAAAAAGUCAUCUGAUUAAACUAUCGAACAUUU
Molecule: messenger RNA, 598 nt
Organism: Macrobrachium nipponense
Lineage: Eukaryota; Metazoa; Arthropoda; Malacostraca; Decapoda; Palaemonidae
Product: protein CutA homolog
Exons: 6
Coding region: 147-584 (145 amino acids)
Biological process (GO): response to metal ion
Molecular function (GO): copper ion binding
Source: RefSeq, a predicted model, not a curated record